AGUUUGGCAUUAUUUAUUGUUCUUUACUUUUCAGUAUUGAAAACGCAUUCUUCAAAAUACAAUAAAAUAAUUAAAACAAAAACCAAAAACUAACUAUAAUAAAUCUUGCUUCGAGAAAUAUCACAGGCAACACGAAAAAUGAGCAUCACUGUCCCCGUAAAUAAACGAGGAAUGAUUUUCAAUCCUAUUGUAGACUAUGAUCUCGUGCUUGCGCUUUUCCUCGAAGAAUUCAAUGGACGCUGGGGCAAUGUACAGCCAUCAGCGAAUACCGGCCUGGAAGGUUUCGAGGAGAAGUCUUUACUUGGCACAGGUUCAUUUGGACAAGUGAUAUUGGCAAAGGAUAAAGUAAAUGCCGCGUAUUAUGCAGUGAAAAUUAUGCUGAAAGACCAAAUUGUCAAGAUGAAGCAAGUGAUGCACGUGCAUACUGAGAAGCGUGUUUUGGCCAGUAUAAAAUUUCCCUUUCUAGUUUGGUUGGAAUUCUCAAGAAAGGACAAUGACUUUCUCUACUUGGGCUUACCGUUCAUAAAUGGUGGUGAAUUAUUUACCUAUCACCGCAAAGUAAACAAGUUCAGUGAGCAACAGGCACGUUUCUAUGCAGCCCAAAUAUUUCUCGCUCUGGAGUACUUACACUAUUUGCAUUUGCUGUAUCGUGAUUUGAAACCCGAAAAUGUUAUGAUCGAUAAGAAUGGCUACAUAAAGCUAACGGAUUUCGGUUUCGUAAAGCGCGUUGAAAAACGCACCAUGACGCUCUGUGGCACGCCCGAAUACCUUGCGCCUGAGGUUUUACAGUCGAAACCCUAUGGCUCGUGUGUGGAUUGGUGGUCUUAUGGCGUGUUUCUGUAUGAAAUGGUCAACGGCACAUCACCCUUCGCGCCACACAACAAUGACAUAAUGCUUAUGUAUGGCAAAAUUGUCGAUGGUGAAUACAAAAUGAUCAAGACCUUUAGUCCUGAACUGAAAAACUUAAUCGAGAAUUUGUUGCAAGUUGAUUUGUCUAAGCGUUUUGGCAGUUUAAUUAAUGGCAAUAAGGAUAUUAAGGAUCACGAAUGGUUUAAGCCGAUCAAUUGGUUUUCGAUACUUAAUCAGGAAAUGCCAGCGCCAUUUGUGCCACAAAUAGUGAAUGAUGAGGAUUUGUCGAAUUUCGAUAGGUUUCCCGAUGCCAAACGUAAAAUGAAAUCGAAAAUAUGUCGUUUUUGUGAUAUAUUUUCACAUUUUUAACUGAUCCUUCAAACACUGACCAUUGAAUCUAUUCUUGGGUCCUUUUAUAUCGAAAGCGAAUAAAGCAAGCUGUGAGUGUGAAACCUU
Molecule: messenger RNA, 1305 nt
Organism: Ceratitis capitata (Mediterranean fruit fly)
Lineage: Eukaryota; Metazoa; Arthropoda; Insecta; Diptera; Tephritidae
Product: cAMP-dependent protein kinase catalytic subunit beta-like
Exons: 5
Coding region: 139-1218 (359 amino acids)
Biological process (GO): peptidyl-serine phosphorylation
Cellular component (GO): nucleus; cAMP-dependent protein kinase complex
Molecular function (GO): ATP binding; cAMP-dependent protein kinase activity
Source: RefSeq, a predicted model, not a curated record